Capsicum annuum is the source of this 3338-nucleotide messenger RNA. RefSeq names its product putative pentatricopeptide repeat-containing protein At1g09680. Gene Ontology annotation, molecular function: protein binding. The transcript is spliced from 2 exons. The record is from RefSeq and is a predicted model, not a curated record. Bases 186 to 2033 code for a protein of 615 amino acids. Lineage: Eukaryota; Viridiplantae; Streptophyta; Magnoliopsida; Solanales; Solanaceae.
AUUCUUAAAUGAGCUUUAAAAAUUGAAGCCCAACUUCAUCAAAUUACAGAUCAGAUCAGGCCGGCCCAACGAGCUUGACCCAUAUUAACGACUCUACCUUAUUUUUACAAGGGAAUAUUUUGUACCAACACUUAAAUAAAGGAACCUUUUUAUCACUUUUCCCCCUUUUUCUCCUUACAACCCCAAUGAUACACAUCAAACAAACAAUUCAUAGAUUCACAAUGACCAUAUCAAGAAAAGCACUAAAAACCACCCUUUCUCCUCCCUUACACCACCUCUCUACCACCCACCCCACCACCCCACCUUGGUUCACCCCACCCCCACCCCACCACCAUCAAGACCCAAUACUCAACACCCUUUCACAAGCCAUAAAAAACACCCCGACUAAACCCCUUCAAAUCUCCCUUAAACCCAUCCUCCCAUCACUUAAACCCCAUCACAUAAUCAAUCUCAUUAACCUUAAUCCUCAUUCAUUAACCCCUUCUUCCCUCCUCUCUUUCUUCACUUGGCUUUCAACUUUUAACAAUUCAAGAUUCACCCACACACUUCACACGUAUUCCACUAUGACCCUUUUUCUCUACACCCACAAAAUGCGCACACAAGGUCAGCUUUUGAUCAACACCAUUGUUUCAAGAAAAGGUAAGGACUCAGCCUUUACUGUUUUUCAAGCAUUCUUGAAAGCUAAAGGUACAAACUUUACAUGUUUUGUUAAUGUUUUGAGUGGAAUUAUUGAUGCUUAUUUGGAUUUGGGGUUUGUUUAUGAUGCUAUACAAUGUGUUAGGCUUAUUCAAAAGCAUAGAAUUAGGUUCCCAUUUGAAGGUUGUAUUAAGGUUCUUGAAUAUUUGAUGAAGUUUGAUUCACCAAUGGUAGCUUUUGAUUUUUAUAAGGAGAUUUUGGAAUAUGGGUAUCCACCAAAUGUGUAUUUCUUUAAUGUAUUGAUGAGUAAGUUGUGUAAGGAAGGUAAAAUGAUGGAAGCGCGGUCGGUGUUUAUCGAGAUGUGGAAGAGGAAUUUGAGGCCUAGUGUUGUUAGUUUUAAUAUUUUGAUUAAUGGGUAUUGUAGAUUAGGUGAUAUGGAUGGGGGGUAUAGGUUGAAAAGGGAGAUGGAGGAAAGAGGAAUUUCGCCUGAUGUUUAUACGUAUAGUGUGUUAAUUAACGGGCUUUGUAAGAGCGCUUGGAUGAGCGAUGCGAAUGAGUUGUUUAAUGAGAUGUGUGUAAAAGGUUUGGUUCCUAAUGUUGUUAUCUUCACGACUUUGAUUAGUGGUCAUUGCAAGGACGGUAGCGUUGGUUUGGCCAUGGACGUUUAUCAAGAAAUGUUGAAGCAGGGGGUGGAACCAGAUUUAAUAACGUAUAACACGCUUGUCAAUGGACUUUGUAAGAGCGGGGAUUUAGACGAAGCGAGGAAGCUCAUUCAUGUGAUGAUUGAAAAGGGUUUGAAGCCUGAUAAGAUCACAUAUACGACAGUUAUCGAUGGAUGUUGUAAGGAAGGAGAAUUAGAUGGAGCCUUUGAGGUAAAGAAAAUGAUGGUUGAUAACGGUAUUGAACUUGAUGAUGUGGCAUAUACAGCCGUUAUUACAGGUUUAUGUAGGCAAGGGCUAAUAGUUGAUGCAGAAAGGAUUUUAACUGAAAUGUUGAAUGCCGGUUUAAAGCCUGAUGACCCCGUUUAUACUGUGGUUAUCGAUGGUUUCUGUAAGAAGGGGGAUAUUAAGAUGGGUUUUAAGUUGCUAAGGCAGAUGCAAAGUAAUGGACCUGCACCGAAUGUAAUAACUUACAACGUGCUUUUGAAUGGUCUAUGCAGACAGGGACAAAUGAGAAACGCUGAAAUGCUAUUACAAGCGAUGCUUAAUCUAGGUAUAAAUCCAGAUGACAUUACCUAUAACAUUCUUUUGGAAGGGCAUUGUAAGCAUGGGAAUCCUGAUGAUUAUGAUAAGCUACGUGGUGAAAUGGGGCUUGUUCACGACUAUGCUACCUAUACUUCACUAGUUGGUAGCUUAAGUAGGAGCUCAAGACGUCAGCCCAAGAAGUCAUUCAUGUAAGACGAGAGCUCAAAUCAAUGAAACUGUGUGGGCUCCCCUUGCUCCCCAUUGGAAAUGAGUCUUAUGGUGAUCCAUGGAACUUCUAGAUGUUAUCAAGUAGCAUUGAGGACAGAUCAGCGGAAAUUUCUCCUGGCUUGUUUAUAAUGCUGUAAGAUGGAUGCCAACGAAUGCAAUUAUGGAUAAACUGAUGAAGAUAAUGUCAGGUUUUGAUGGCUUCUGAUGCCCUGUGUUGCCAGUGUAUUUACCUUUCAGUCAACGAGAACAAUAUGUACGCAGAUCUUACCCCUAGCUUGGAUGGUAGAGAGACGUAUUUCUGAUAGACCUUUCACUUGUUGAAGAAUUUUAGAACUGCAAUGUCGACAUGUCAAUGCACUUCCCUCUGGACAUGUGAAAGGUAUCUCACAAGUAGCUAUCCUUGAACCAGUCCAUCAACGUUGCAGUCUACUAUAGUUGAGAAAAAGGCCUAAAAAGUAUACUAGAGGAAGCAAGUACAUCGUUAGUCAGCAUCGAUGAUCUGGCACAAACAACAGAAACUACAUAAAUCGAACACGAGUAAGCUGAAGCUGUAACUUUCCAAGAUGACCUAUGCCUAAGUAUCCUUGUCUCUCUUAAUAAACAAGAUAAGCACACAGCAACGUGAUCCGAGCAGUUUAUUCGAGCUUUUCCUCGAAUGAACUGGUUGAAGUACAACACGGAUGGAUGGUGCAUGUCGAGGAAAUCCUGGGAAGAGUUCUUAUGGCUUUUGCAUACGCGAUGUAUUGGGUGAUCUUAUGUAUGCGCACUCCAACGAAACUUAUGCUAUUAUAUACAGACAUGAAGUUGUAAGCUAUUGCAAUUAGAGAGGCUCUAAAGUUUGAAAAAAGGGCAGCUCGGUGCUCUAAAGCUCCCGCUAUGCGCAGGGUCUGAGGAAGGAACUCGCCACAAGGGUGUAUUAUACGCAGUCUUACCUUGACAUUUCUGCAAGAGGUUGUUUUCAAGGCUUGAACCGGCUCUAAAGUAGUGUGAUGAAAAUAUUUAGAGGAUAAAAUGGAAGUUGGUGUAGUUUAUUUUGCUUACCAUUUUACUUUCCACUUAUACUAGAUGUCAUUUUGUAAUAUCUAAAUUUUAGCAAGGUUCUGGGUGGUGGGGCUGGGGUUCAGAUAUUCUGUGGGCCGAAAAUCAACCGACGUGUGCCAGGGAGGUUGGGGAGCGUUCCAGUGUGGUCCGUUCGGGUGAGUGGGGCCAUUUGGGUGGUCAAACGGGCGAAAUGGCGCGAACAGGUCAUUUUGUAAAUACUAAAGUUUGUCAAAGUCCAUGUUUGUGUCA